AUGCCAAGAGACCCGUUGAUAGGUAUUGUGGGGAAACCCUCCAGUGGGAAGUCUACAUUGUUGAAUUCACUGACCGAUGCGAAUGCUGCGGUUGGUGCGUUUCCGUUCUGUACAAUUGAACCAAACCAAGCCACUGGUUAUUUAGAGGUUGAUUGUGCUUGUUCUAGAUUUGGUAAGGAAUCCUUAUGCAAGCCUAACUAUGGAUGGUGUGAGAAAGGGAAACGUCAUGUCCCAAUCAUGUUGCUGGACGUUGCUGGUUUAGUUCCAGGUGCUCAUUCAGGUAGAGGUCUAGGGAACAAGUUUCUGGAUGAUUUAAGACAUGCCGAUGCCCUAAUCCAUGUUGUGGAUGUAAGUGGUACUACUGAUUCCGAGGGGAAGAAUACUAGAGGUUAUGAUCCCUUAAACGAUAUUGAAUGGUUGCAAGAUGAAAUUAGAUUAUGGAUUGAAGGGAAUUUGAAGAAAAGAUGGGGGUCUAUCGUUCGUAGACAUACUGCCACAAAAUCUAGCGUUGUAGAUACUUUACAGACUCAAUUUGGUGGGUAUUCGUCACAAGUAUGGAUGGUUCAAAAGGCUUUGGAUCGUCUAGGAAAUAUACCGCCUUUAGAACAAUGGGAUGAUGAAAUGAUUACUAAUGUUGUGAAGGCCUUUAUGAUGGAGAAAUUCCCUACAGUGCUCGCAUUGAAUAAGAUGGAUCAUGCAGAUGCCGAUAAGAAUGUAUCGAAGAUCAUGUUGAAAUAUCCUAACGUGAAGUCUGUAUUGACGAGUGCUCUAACAGAGAUCUUCUUAAGGAAACUAAAAAAACAAGGGUUUGUCCAUUACGAAGAAGGAACUGAGUUUAUAGAUACAUGUGAGGAUGAUCCCGAUAAUUUGAAACCAUUAGAUGAGAAAGUAUUGUCAAGGAUCGAAGACAUUAGAGACUUGGUACUAUAUAGAUUUGGCUCCACAGGUGUGGUCCAAGUGUUACAAGCUGCUGCAGAUAUCUUACAAUUGGUUCCGGUGUAUACAGUGAAGAACAUCCAAAGUUUCACAGGUGGAAAUGGUACUAAUGUAUUUAGAGAUUGUUUUCUAGUGAAAAAAGGGACGCCAGCUGGUACUGUGGCGAGAUAUAUUCUAGGAACAGAGGUAACAAUUGCUGCAAUUGAAACGGUAGGAGGAAUGAGAGUCUCUGAAGAUGCAUUAGUAGAUGUGAAACAGAACGAUAUAUUGUGUUUCAAAAUUGCUCCUCGUGCUAAGGCGUAA
This is a messenger RNA of Maudiozyma barnettii, 1239 nucleotides long. RefSeq lists its product as uncharacterized. Gene Ontology annotation, molecular function: ATP hydrolysis activity; GTP binding. Lineage: Eukaryota; Fungi; Ascomycota; Saccharomycetes; Saccharomycetales; Saccharomycetaceae. Gene Ontology annotation, cellular component: cytoplasm. The record is from RefSeq and is a predicted model, not a curated record. The transcript has a single exon. Bases 1 to 1239 code for a protein of 412 amino acids.